AUGUCUGACAAGACGAGGCAGUCGUCUGGUGGACGCUCCAUCUUCUCCCGCAGCAAGAACAAAGAGAAGCGCGCCGCCGAUACCGAAUCAUAUGAUGCUCUCAGUACUAUAAGCUCUCGCUCCUCCCGCCAUAACCGCGACUCAUCGGCUGUUUCCAUCGAUGGACUCGCCUCAUCCGAUCCCAGCAUGGGCAUCAUGCCAGGCGCCAUUACCUCCAUCGCGUACGAUGCCACCGCUCCCGGCUCGCGCUCGCCUAUACCCGUCGAAUACCUCCCCAAAGCUGACCAAAUACCCGUCCGUAGAGAACCUUUGCCUCACCAGCUGAAUAAGGGUCACGACUUCCACCAAUACCCAACCUUUGACCCCUCCAUCGGCAAUGCUGGCUCGCACACCUCCAAAAUGCUACCACCCGCAAGCAACGUGACCAUGGCGAGCACUGGUAGGGUCGCGCAGUUCCAGCAAUGGGGCCCUUCCCGCGGCAGCGUCGCUAGUACAGCGAAUGGAUCUCACACGUCUCGAUAUGAUUCACUGCUCUCGUCCAACAACCGUGUUUCUGACGCCAGCGCCUACUCAGUCCAACCGAGCGCAUCCUCCCUCAGCUCCUACAGUAUACCUCACCGAGAAUCCCACCGUCAUACCAAGCUUUCCGGCCACGGCGCACACGAUACUUUUCACUUUCCGAAGCCUGACGACGACAAUGUCAUCGAACAAAUGUUUGCCCAGCUUAUGCACAGGCGAGGCUGGCACAAUCUGCCCGAGCAGGCUAGACGACAAAUGAUGGCCUACAAACCCGACAAGAAGUGGACGCUACUACACCAAGACCGAUUGGCCGAGUGGCAGGGCGAGCAGAAGCGUCGCAUGACAGCUCGUGUCAGUCAGUUUGCCCAGCCAGACGUUACCACCUACUCUGACGAGGAGGGGACGCCCGAAUGGUACGUACGAAGAGUCAUGGAAGACAAACUAGACGGCAAGGGCAUGGGCAGUCUGGAAGUAAACCUCCGCACGCAGCAGAUUGGCUGGGUCCGUCGCUUUGUCGAGUGCCAAGGUCAAGUUGCCCUCGUCACUCUGCUGCUCAAAAUCAACCGCAAGAUCGCCAACGCGCCGCCGAGUGAGAGCUCCAGGGUUGAGAAGGGGCUCGACCGCGAAUAUGAUAUCAUCAAGUGUCUCAAGACACUUAUGAACAAUAAAUUCGGCGCAGAUGAUGCGCUCAUGCAGCAAAAGGUGCUUCUGGCACUUGGCACAUCGCUUGUAUCGCCCCGUUUGACCACGAGAAAGCUCGUCUCUGAAAUUCUCACUUUCCUCUGUACCUGGGGUGACAAUGGCGAAGGCCACUACAAAGUCAUACAAGCCCUUGACGAGGUCAAGGCCCAGACUGGCGCAAAUGGACGAUUCGAUGAUUGGAUGCGCCUGGUUGAGGCGACUGUCGACGGUCGUGGCAAGAUGGGUAGCAUGGUUGGCGCAAGCGAUGAUAUUCGUACUGGUGGUGUUGGCAUGGAAAACCUACUCAUGGAAUACUCCGUUGCGUCCGUCAUAUUGAUAAACAUGAUGAUUGAUGCUCCGGAAAAGGACCUGCAAUUGCGAAUGCACAUCCGCGCCCAAUUUACAGGAUGUGGCAUCAAGCGCAUCCUGAGCAAGAUGGAAGCUUUCCAAUACGAGCUCCUGGACAAGCAGAUUGAGCGCUUCCGCACCAACGAAGCCAUUGACUACGAGGAUAUGCUUGAGCGUGAAAAUAGCAGCAUCAAGGACAGUAUCGAAGGCGAGGUCAAGGAUCUGAAUGACCCCGUGCAGAUUGCCGACGCCAUCCACCAGCGUCUACAGGGCAGUCGGACCAACGAUUAUUUUGUUUCGGCUCUUCAGCAUUUGCUGCUGAUGCGCUCCAAUGAUGGCGAAGAACGCCUACGCAUGUUUCAGCUCGUGGACGCCAUGCUGAGCUAUGUCGCUAUGGACAGAAGACUGCCUAACAUGGACCUGAAGCAGAGUCUCAACUUUACUGUCCAAAGCUUGCUCGACAAGCUACACACUGAUUCAGAGGCCAGACAAGCUCAGGACGAGUCUCUGGAAUCCCGUCAAAUCGCAGAGGCCGCCAUGGCUGAGCGUGACGAGAUGCGCGCGCGAUUGGAACUGGGUGCAGACGGACUUGUCGCGAAGCUCCAAAAGCAGCUUGACGAGCAGAGUAGAUUUAUCGAUGCUCAAAGACGACAGGCUGAAGGACUCAAGGCCGAACUGGACGGUGCGCAGACGAUCCGUGCCAAGGAAGCGCAACGAAACGAGCUUGAGACCAGAGAACUGUAUCUCAUGCUGCGUGAUGCCCAGGACAUUGCCGCCUCCAACGCUGCCAAGGAUGGUACUUCUAAUGUUCCUAGGGCUACGGCCGGAAUUAACGGCACCGACCCUGAACAAAUGGCGGGCAUUCUUGACCGUCAACGCCUCAUGGAGCGCCUGCAAAUGCAGCUUGAGCGACAGAAAACACAAUACAAGCUCGAAGGCAGGGUAUGGGGUGAGGCUGCCGGGCCUUCUGAUCGUUUGCGCGCUCUGCGUGAAGAAAUGGAAGAUGAAGAAGCCGAGGCCGCGGCCGCCCCUCGCGACUUCACCAAUAGCGUUUUGGGAAGCAUCAGCCGUCAAACUCGUAUCCCUCGCAAGCCCAUCAAUACUAAUGGCGAGGGCCUCGAUAAGGAAGUCAUUGAAGAAGGAUUAGAGAUGGAAGAUGAUGAUGGCGUUGUAUAUGAGCGGCCAAGAAUUGUCGAGUACAAGCGCCCUGUUAUCGAUCCUAAGCAACAAGCUGUUCUUGUGAACGAGCUCGGCAGCAAGCUCAAAAAGUAUGACGGAAGCGACGAUGAGGAUGAAGGUGUCACCACUGGACCUUCGCACCCCAGCCUAGAAUCGUCUGCACCGCGGACACCUGCCGAUACGGACACGCCCAAAGCUGGCUUUGCUACUCCUGCCAAGGGAGCACUCGCGCCAGUUGUCAGCGGCCCUCCCCCCCCACCGCCGCCGCCGCCGCCGCCCAUGCCUGGCCAAAUUCCCGGAGCGCCACCACCGGCACCACCGAUGCCGGGACAAAUUCCAGGAGCGCCGCCGCCGCCGCCACCACCACCGCCGCCUCCCAUGCCUGGCCAGUUCCCCGGCGCGCCGCCUCCUCCGCCGCCACCCCCUCCCAUGCCUGGCAUGAGGUCGCCUGCCAUAGGAGCAGACGGGACAGCCUCGCCCGCAGGAUCUAUGCCUCCGCCACCACCGCCCAUGCCUGGUGCGAAGACGGGCCGUUUCCUCCCCCAACCCACAUACAGUGCUACGCCUAGCGUCGGGCUGCCCGUCGCAAGACCAAAGAAGAAACUCAAGGCGCUUCACUGGGAAAAGCUGGACACACCCGAGACAAGUCACUGGGCAGCGCACACACCAUCUGCAGAGGCACGCGAAGAGAAGUACAUUGAACUUAGUAGGAAGGGUAUCUUGGACGAAGUUGAGAAGCUGUUUAUGGCCAAGGAGAUCAAGAAGAUUGGCGCUGCCACCGGGCGCAAGGAUGAUAAGAAGCAGAUCAUUUCCGCGGAUUUGCGCAAAGCAUACGAGAUUGCACUGGCCAAGUUCUCACAGCAUUCCGUGGAAAAGGUUGCGCAAAUGAUUAUCCACUGCGAUCCCGAAGUCCUUGAUAACGUCGUUGUAAUGGACUUUUUGCAAAAAGACGAUCUCUGCAACAUUCCCGACAACACGUCCAAGCAGAUGGCUCCUUACAGCAAGGAUCUCACCGGGCCAGAUGCGGCCGCUCUGACAAGAGAAAUGGACCCAGCCGACUUGACCAGGCAAGAUCAAAUCUAUCUCUACACUGCUUUUGAGCUACACCACUAUUGGAAGAGCAGGAUGCGUGCUCUGGCCCUGACAAGAAAUUUUGAGGCCGAGUAUGAAGAUAUUUACAACAAGAUGCACCAAGUUGUCAGUGUUUCCGAGUCCCUUCGCGAUUCGGUAUCGCUCAUGAAUGUCUUGGGUCUCAUCCUGGAUAUUGGUAAUUACAUGAACGACGCAAAUAAACAAGCUCGUGGUUUCAAGCUGAGCUCGCUUUCGCGGCUUGGUAUGGUCAAAGAUGACAAGAACGAGUCAACGUUGGCCGAUUUGGUCGAGCGCAUCGUUCGUAGCCAGUACCCAGAGUGGGAAAACUUUUCUACUGAAAUCGGCGGCGUCAUUUCGGCACAAAAGAUGAAUGUCGAACAGCUGGAAACCGAUGCCAAGAGGUAUAUCGACAACAUCCGCAACGUUCAAAUGUCUCUUGACUCGGGCAACCUCAGCGAUCCGAAGAAAUUCCAUCCCGAGGAUCGCGUCAACUUGAUUGUGCAGCGCUGUAUGAAGGAAGCCCGUCGCAAGGCCGAGCAGAUGCAGCUGUACCUGGACGAGAUGAUUCGUACAUUCAAGGAUAUCAUGAUUUUCUACGGCGAAGAUCCUGCCGAUGAAAAUGCCAGACGAGACUUCUUUGCCAAGCUUGCCGGCUUCCUGUCUGAGUGGAAGAAAUCACGGCAGAAGAAUAUGCAACUGGAGGAAACCAGGAAACGAAACGAGGCUUCGAUGAAGCGAAAGCACGCGGCGCAAAAGGCGGCGCAGGCUGCCAUGGAGCCUGGUACGGCCUCUGCCACCAGCACUGGUGCGAUGGAUUCGCUGCUUGAGAAGCUCCGGGCAGCAGCGCCGCAGGCUCGGGACCAGAGAGACCGACGCCGACGCGCGCGUCUCAAGGACCGGCACCAGGUGCGCGUUGCGUCUGGGCAAAAGAUUCCUGAUCUUAACGAGAUUCCCGAGGUGGAACCUGGACUGACUACGUCGGAUCAGAUUAUUCCCGAGGAGGAAGGCAGUACACCCGGACCGUCUGCCGGACCAGCAAGCCCCGAUCUCACGCAGUCGCGCGAUGGUGACAAUGACGUGGCAGACCGGGCGGCUGCUCUCCUACAGGGCAUGCGCGGCGGCGGCGACGGCGACGAUAGCGAGAAGCGUGAAAGCCUACGGAAGGCAAGGCGGCAAACAGCCGAAGAGGAGCGACGCAUGCGCCGUCGCCGCCGCGAUAAGGCCUCUUCGGUGGGCAAUGCAGAGGACGUUGGCAAAUUGGGUGGCGCAGCUGAAGGCGAUGCAUCAAUCGCCAGCUAUGACGAGUCUGGCCGGGCUUCUGUCGCGGAACCUUUGGAAAACGGCCACGAAGGGGAGGAACACAAAUCACCGAGCUGA
Cordyceps militaris CM01 is the source of this 5196-nucleotide messenger RNA. Its product is annotated as cytokinesis protein sepA. NCBI's taxonomy places the organism in Eukaryota, Fungi, Ascomycota, Sordariomycetes, Hypocreales, Cordycipitaceae. Gene Ontology annotation, biological process: mitotic actomyosin contractile ring assembly; barbed-end actin filament capping; actin filament bundle assembly. The coding region runs from base 1 to 5196 and encodes 1731 amino acids. The record is from RefSeq and is a predicted model, not a curated record. Gene Ontology annotation, cellular component: cell division site; mating projection tip. Gene Ontology annotation, molecular function: actin binding; small GTPase binding. The transcript has 2 exons.